AUCCCAUAGAAAAAGGAAUAUCCGAUUGGGUAUCGCUCUCCAAAGUGUUAUGCUUCGUCAACAGAGGGCUUUCCUAAAUCACGCAGGUGAGCGUUUACAUUAGUAUCUACACACUACAGAAAAAUAAAAUUGACGGCAUGUUUAGAUUACUGGUCAAAACAGCCGCGGCUGUUGCUGAGCACAUACCUUGCCAUAAACGAACUCCAAGCCCCCAUUUACAGGCCAAAAGGGAUUAUAAGGAAAUCAGGGAGCAUCUUGAUCUGGGUCCAGGUCAGCUACCUCCUCCAGAGAUUACUGCUGCUUUAUCAGAAGAAGAAGCUGAUGUUCCUGUAAGUUCAUCGCCAAGAAUCAGACUCAGUGAUGGAAGGUACCUUGCUUACACAGAGAGAGGAGUUCCUAAGCACAUAUCAAAAUUCAAGAUUGUUAUUAUUCAUGGGUUUGGAAGCUCCAAAGAAAUGACGUUCCUAGUACCACAGGAGUUGAUAGAAGAGUUGGGGAUAUAUUUUGUGCUAUUUGAUCGGGCUGGGUACGGAGAAAGUGAUCCUAACCCAAAGCGCUCAGUGAAGACUGAAGCACUUGACAUUCAAGAACUGGCUGACCAAUUACAGAUAGGAUCAAAGUUUUAUGUAAUUGGAGUCUCAAUGGGAUCCUACCCUACCUGGAGUUGCCUCAGAUAUAUACCAGACAGGCUUGCAGGUGUAGCUUUUGUGGUCCCAGUGAUAAACUAUAAAUGGCGUUCGCUUCCUAAAAGUCUUACGAAGGAAGACUACAGGAGGAGGCUCGUUCAGUUGGCACUCUGGUUUUCAAAAUAUGCACCUGGAUUACUGCAAUGGUGGGUCACUCAGAAAUGGAUCCCUUCAAGUCCAGCGCUACAAAGAAACCCUUUUUUCUUUAAUGAUAAUGACAUAGAAGUGUUGAAGAAGACACCAGGUUUCCCAAUGCUCUCUCGGGAUAAAUUAGGAGAGCGAGGUGUUUUUGAUACUCUUCGUGGUGACUUCAUUACCGGUUUUGAUAACUGGGACUUUGACCCAGUGGAUCUUAGCAAUCCAUUCACUGAUAAUGAAAGCUCUGUUCAUAUCUGGCAAGGCUACGAGGAUAAAGUUGUUCCUUUUCAACUUCAAAGGUUUAUCACAGGAAAGCUACCCUGGAUUAAGUAUCAUGAAGUCCCUGAUGGAGGACAUUUGAUUGUGCACUACGACGGUAUUUGUGAGGCCAUUUUAAGGGCUCUUUUGCUAGGAGAAGAAUCCCCAUUGUAUAGACCAAAGACAACUGUAAAUAUACCAUAGAUUCAUCAUUCCUUGUGUUCUAUUUCCAUCAUUCAAUGUGUUGAUCAUGUAAAAUAGAUUGGUUUUUGGGGGAUGAAGCUGUUGUCUUUGCAUUGAAUUCAUUGUUCAAAUGUUGGAAUUGUAUGUAAUUCAUUCUUUCUUUA
Messenger RNA from Tripterygium wilfordii, 1429 nucleotides. RefSeq lists its product as uncharacterized. The record is from RefSeq and is a predicted model, not a curated record. NCBI's taxonomy places the organism in Eukaryota, Viridiplantae, Streptophyta, Magnoliopsida, Celastrales, Celastraceae. The transcript is spliced from 5 exons. The coding region runs from base 138 to 1286 and encodes 382 amino acids.